AUUUGCUCACAGAACGUUAAGUUGGCGGCACGCAAUUUAACACUCACGUUAAGUUGUCCGCUUUGCAAGUGACAUUGGAAUUUUGCUUUAUGCCGAUUUCGGUCGCACUGACGCGAAUAAAAAUAAACAAAAAUAAAUGUAAACAAUUUGAGCGAAUUCGAAAACCAAAUUUUAAUGUUUAGCUACACAUUGCCUUGCGGGGGCUUUAGAACCCUAACUAAACUCACAGGGACGGGAAUAAGCUUUGAUCCACCUGUUUACGAGCAGCGCUACUGCGCGGCCAUUCAGAUUUUAGAAGAUGCACGUUGGGUAAAGGAAAUCAAAAAGGUCACCGAAUUCGGUUGCGCGGAGAUGCGAUUCUUCCAGCUGAUGCGACGCAUUGAAACUAUCGAGAACAUUUUGCAGGUGGACAUUGAUCAUGAUACCUUAAAAGCGCAUUUAAGUCGCACAAAUCCAUUGGUUAGUGAUUAUAUGAAGCAAAGGGUAGCACCUUUGAGAGUACAAGUGCUGCUUGGCAGCGUUGCAGAUGCAUCGGAAGAACUCAGGAACACAGACGCGGUCAUAGCAUUAGAACUCAUUGAGCAUGUCUAUGAGGAUGUGCUGGCUAAGAUACCUGUGAAUAUUUUUGGUUUUAUGCAGCCAAAAAUUGUGAUUUUCAGCACUCCCAAUGCUGACUUUAAUACAAUUUUCACGCGCUUUAACCCGUUGCUGCCAAAUGGAUUUCGUCAUCAUGAUCACAAAUUUGAAUGGACUAGGGAGGAGUUCAAGUCUUGGUGCUUAGGCAUAACUGAGAAGUAUACAAAUUAUAUGUUCUCGCUGCUUGGCGUGGGUGAUCCGCCCGAAGGCGAAGAAGCUGUGGGUCACGUUUCCCAAAUAGCCCUGUUUGUUCGCAAGGAUAUCUUGGGUCUGCCCUUGGCAGAGCCACUAGAACGACAACCUACUCCGGAUAGUAUUAUGUCCGCCUAUAAAACAUUACAUGUUGUUGAUUUUCCAUUUUAUAAGGAUAAUCGCACGCCAGAGGAAAAAAUCUGGACCGAAGUUGAAAAUCAGCUAUAUCAAUGUACCAAAGAUGACGAUAAUUAUGAUACUGAGCGAUACGCUUAUAAACUGUCCUUAGAUGAGCUAACGCGCCGUUUGUCAUAUCUGGGCGCAACGCGUGAGCUAUUGGCGAAAUUAUUGGAACAGCAUAAGAAAAUAGUUGAAAAUGAUUUUGUAUUGAUUGAGGAGAAUGAUGGAGAGGAAAGCAGCGAUUGGGCGGAUCCAGUUUAUGAGCAGAACGAAGGGAACGAGGUAAUGCAACCGAACAAAGAGGAUGAAAAUUGGGAUGUGUGAAACCAAUAUAUAUAUAUGUAUGGUAUAUGUAUAGUAAAUAUUAUGUUGAUACAGCUUCUGUGAAGCUCUGUUUGAAAGGGCAAACUAAAUGUGACUUGACAAAAUAUCUGAA
This is a messenger RNA of Drosophila arizonae, 1444 nucleotides long. It is a transcript of the gene Hen1, whose product is annotated as Hen1 methyltransferase. Gene Ontology annotation, biological process: piRNA processing; RNA methylation; siRNA processing. Gene Ontology annotation, cellular component: nucleus; cytoplasm. Gene Ontology annotation, molecular function: RNA methyltransferase activity; O-methyltransferase activity. The record is from RefSeq and is a predicted model, not a curated record. NCBI's taxonomy places the organism in Eukaryota, Metazoa, Arthropoda, Insecta, Diptera, Drosophilidae.